GGCGAGGCCACGCCCUCCUCGCCGCCGGCCGCGCGCGCCCCUUCCUCCGCGGCCCCAGCCAAGACGCCGCUGCCCGCUUCCUGCCGCCCGCCAGCCCCUGCCGCCGGGCCCGCCGGAGCCGCCCGUCCUUCGAGCAGCGGCUGGAGCCUGGGAGCCUGCGCGGCGCGGCGGCCGGGCCGAGCGGGGAGAUGAACACGGUGCUGUCCCGGGCCAACUCACUCUUCGCCUUCUCUUUGAGCGUGAUGGCGGCGCUCACCUUCGGCUGCUUCAUCACCACCGCCUUCAAGGAGCGGAGCGUGCCCGUCAGCAUCGCCGUGUCCCGGGUCACGCUAAAAAAUGUAGAAGAUUUCACUGGACCUAGAGAAAGAAGUGAUCUGGGAUUCGUCACAUUUGACAUUACUGCAGAUCUGCAGAGUAUAUUUGACUGGAAUGUUAAACAAUUGUUUCUAUAUUUGUCUGCAGAAUAUUCAACAAAAAACAAUGCUCUAAACCAGGUGGUCCUUUGGGACAAGAUCAUGUUGAGAGGAGAUAACCCAAGGCUGUUCUUAAAAGACAUGAAGUCGAAGUACUUUUUCUUUGAUGAUGGAAAUGGUCUCAAGGGAAACAGGAAUGUCACAUUGACUCUCUCCUGGAAUGUUGUACCAAAUGCUGGCAUUCUACCUCUUGUAACAGGAUCAGGGCAUGUGUCUGUACCUUUCCCAGAUACCUAUGAAACAACAAAAAGUUAUUAAAUUAUAAUACUGAAUCCUAAGCAAGAUAUUUUUAUACUUGUAUAUUGUGAAUAAAUUUUAUUGCGGUUUCUUGUCACAUCCCACACGACCCUUCAGUGAAAGGUACUUAAUGUCCUCAGGCCUAACAGCAUAGGAAAAGGAAAUGAAAGUUCAGGGGUUUUUUUGUGGUUUUUUUUUUGUUUGUUUGUUUGUUUUUGGUUUUUAAAUAAAACAUUGAAGCUGAAAUGUAAAGGGAAAGGUAAAUUGCUGGGUAAAGGAGGGGGGGACGGGGACAGGGACGACUGAGGAAACUUUUUUUUUUCUCUCUCCUGGCUGUCUGGUUAUAGAUCUCCUUUUCUUUUAAAUAAACAUUUUUAAACCAGAA
Phalacrocorax carbo (great cormorant) is the source of this 1095-nucleotide messenger RNA. The record is from RefSeq and is a predicted model, not a curated record. Lineage: Eukaryota; Metazoa; Chordata; Aves; Suliformes; Phalacrocoracidae.